Cyprinus carpio (common carp) is the source of this 2081-nucleotide messenger RNA. RefSeq names its product E3 SUMO-protein ligase ZBED1-like. The record is from RefSeq and is a predicted model, not a curated record. Gene Ontology annotation, molecular function: protein dimerization activity. Lineage: Eukaryota; Metazoa; Chordata; Actinopteri; Cypriniformes; Cyprinidae.
UGUCGUCUUUCGUGGCUAUUACCCCCUAUGAGAAGAGUUCCAAAAGGAGCAAGGACAUAACCAGGGCCGUUUCUUACUUUUUAGCAAAAGAAAUGAUGCCCCUAAGCACAGUGGAACAAGACGGGUUUAGGAAAUUAGUUAAAGUGCUUGACUCACGUUACGAGCUCCCUGGCAGAAAAUACUUUUCCAAAACCGCACUGCCUCAGCUAUAUGAAGAGUGCCGCGAAAAGCUGGAAAAUAAUCUAAGGAACGUGAAAUAUUUUGCCACUACCUCCGACCUAUGGUCGAGCAGAACAUCAGAGCCAUAUAUGAGCCUCACCAUUCAUUACAUUGACGAGGAGUGGUGUCUGCAAUCAAGAUGCUUGCAAACUGCAUAUUUUCCGGUUGACCAUACUGCGGAAAUACUUUCUGCGGGUCUGGAGGAUGCACUCGCAUCUUGGGGCCUUAGCGAGGACCGCCAGGUGUGCAUCACAACAGACAACGGCGCAAACAUCGUCAAGGCUGUCUCGCUUAAAAACUGGACUCGUCUGCAAUGUUUUGGUCACCGGCUACAUCUAGCCAUUGAGGGGAGUAUGAGAGACCAGAGAAUCCAAAGAGCCAUGGGUGUGUGCAAAAAAGUGGUCAGUGCUUUUUCCUUCUCUUGGAAAAAGAAACGAGAACUAGCGGUCACUCAAGAGGAGCUCAAGCUGCCAAGGCACAAGUUGAUCACAGAAUCACCCACCAGGUGGGGGUCCCGCCAUGCCAUGAUAGCACGAGUGCUAGAGCAAGAGAAGGCCAUUGCAAAAGUUUUAUCAGCUGAUAAAAAAACAAGGCACUUGGCUCCCUCAUGGCAGGACAUCGAUGUUCUGGAGUCUGUGUGUAAGGCUCUAAACCCACUUGCUGAUUUCACUGAUGCCCUUUCUGGUGAAAAAUAUGUGAGUGUGUCGUACCUGAAACCUGUACUGCAUCUUUUCAGUGAGGAGGUCUUGAAACCUGUAGCUGAUGACUCGGAGCUCACCAAGACCAUCAAGGCUUUUGUCCUCACCUAUCUGAAUGAGAAAUAUGACAACGCUGCCACUGAUGAUCUUCUGAGCAUAGCAUCCCUUGUUGAUCCUCGUUUUAAGACACGCUACAUCAAAGAUGACAAGGUUGAGGCUGUGAAAUCCAGAGCUGUAGCUCAGAUGCUGGAUGAAUGUCAGAGCACAUCGCAAGCUGCUCCUGCAGUCCCAUCCAUUUCACUGAGAGGAGGCAAAGGUGACGGUGCUGCUGCUACACCAGCCAAAUUGCAGAAGAUGACACUGGGCAGCUUUUUCAAGAAGUCCUACACCAAGUCUACUGCAACAUCUGAUCUCACAGAACAGCAGGCUAUUGAAGCUGAACUAAAUGGCUACCUGCAAGUUCCUGAUGCAGACAGCGAGACCAACCCCCUGGAAUGGUGGAAGAUCAAUUCAGCAAUAUACCCCAGAGUGAGCCUCCUGGCAAAACGUUACCUGUGUAUUCCUGCCACCAGCUCACCCUCAGAGCGUGCUUUUAGCACAGGUGGUAAUAUAGUGUCCUGCCACAGGGCAGCUUUAAAGCCAGACACUGUGGACAGACUAGUGUUUUCUGGCAAAAAAACCUGUAAAAGUUUACAAAUUGUGUGCACUAGCUAAAAGUUGAAUAUUUUUGUUUACAUUUUGCAAAUUUUAUCUACCUCUUAAAGCCAGACACAGUGGACAGACUAGUGUUUCUGGCAAAAAACCUGUAAAAGUUUUACAAAUUGUGUGCACUAGCUAGUUGUUGUAUAUUUUUCAUGUUUACGUUUUGCACAUUUAAAAUACCUCUUAAAUCCAGACACUUUUUACAGACCAGUCUUCCUGGCAAAAAAAGAAAAAAAAAUACAACUGAAAGUUUUACAAAUUGUGUGCACUAGCUAAAAGUUUAAUAUUUUUGUUUACAUUUUGCAAAUUUAAUCUACCUCUUAAAGCCAGACACAGUGGACAGACCAGUCUUCCUGGCAAAAAAAGAAAAAAAAAAUACAACUGAAAGUUUUACAAAUUGUGUGCACUUGCUAGAAGUUGUAUAUUUUUAUGUUUAUAUUUUGCACAUUUAAUGUACCCCUU